AUGGCUAAAGCCAGCAGCACUCUGUUUGCUGUCUCCUGCUCCCCUUCUGCUCGUUUCUCUCUCCUUCGACGCUUUGAAUCUCUUAAACCUUUAGUUCCAAGCGCGAGACUCGCCGUGCCAAUGGCCAUGGCCGCUUCAGCUUCCACCGCUAAAAAGGUGGCUCCUGCUGUGAUUGUGGGUGGCGGAAGAGUCGGAAGGGCGUUACAGGAAAUGGGUAGUGGCGAUGAUUUUUUGGUGAAGAGAGGAGAAGCAGUUCCGGUUGAUUUUAACGGACCCAUUUUGGUGUGUACUAGAAAUGAUGAUCUCGAUGCUGUUCUUGAAGCUACUCCUCAGUCUAGAUGGAAAGAUUUGGUGUUCUUCCAAAAUGGAAUGAUGGAGCCUUGGUUUGAAAGCAAAGGUUUGGGUGAUACAGAUCAAGUGUUGGCCUAUUUUGCUGUAUCAAAGCUCGGCGAGCCUCCAGUGGAUGGAAAGACUGACACUGACCCAGAAGGUCUAACCGCUGCUUAUGGAAAAUGGGCUUCAGAGGUAGCUGCAAGAUUGCAAUCUGGUGGCCUCUCUUGCAAGGUACUUGACAAAGAAGCUUUUCAGAAGCAAAUGCUGGAGAAACUCAUUUGGAUUUGUGCAUUUAUGCUUGUUGGAGCUCGUCAUCCGGGUGCAAGUGUGGGCAUGGUGGAGAAAGAAUACAGAGAUGAAGUGUCGAGACUCAUCCAAGAACUCGCAGCUGCUGCUGCUGCAGAAAAAGGACUAACCUUUGAAGAGAACAUGGUGGAGAGGCUAUGUGCUUAUUCCCGAGCUGUUGCUCAUUUCCCGACCGCCGUUAAAGAAUUUAAAUGGAGGAAUGGUUGGUUUUAUUCGCUCUCAGAGAAAGCGAUUGCAGAAGGGAAAUCUGAUCCGUGUCCCCUCCACACCGAAUGGCUGAGAGAGCUUAAAGUGAUAUAG
Messenger RNA from Thlaspi arvense, 939 nucleotides. Lineage: Eukaryota; Viridiplantae; Streptophyta; Magnoliopsida; Brassicales; Brassicaceae. The record is from the annotation of a GenBank genome assembly.